Messenger RNA from Acomys russatus (golden spiny mouse), 2931 nucleotides. RefSeq names its product phosphodiesterase 8B (gene Pde8b). Bases 258 to 2915 code for a protein of 885 amino acids. The record is from RefSeq and is a predicted model, not a curated record. Gene Ontology annotation, molecular function: 3',5'-cyclic-AMP phosphodiesterase activity. Lineage: Eukaryota; Metazoa; Chordata; Mammalia; Rodentia; Muridae. Gene Ontology annotation, biological process: signal transduction. The transcript is spliced from 22 exons.
UGUGCGCGCGCUCUGCCGCUCUGGGAGGAAGAUGGACCGGGAGGGAAAGUUGGGGUGACGCGCGCUGCCCCUGGACGCUCGCCAGGGGGCACGGAGGCGAGCCCGACAGAGCUGUGGCCACCUAGGCUGGGGGGCACUCAGUCUGGACACCACCGUCACUGUGCCCGCCCCCUCACUGCAGGUGGCAGUCGGAGCUCCGAGUCCUGGUGGCCCCGGGGGCGCUGGCGGGCGCGCGCGUCGGGAAGCCCGGCUGAGGGAUGGGCUGCGCACCCAGCAUCCAUGUCUCCCAGAGCGGCGUGAUCUACUGCCGGGACUCGGAUGAGUCCAACUCGCCCCGCCAGACCAGCAGUGUGUCGCAGGGCCCCAGGGCGCCCCUGCACGGCCUCUUCGUGCGGACCGACGCCUCCGACGCCAUGCCCCCGAGCCGUGCCGCGGGACCCCUAGGUGCUGUCCGAGUCCGCAGGUCCCGAGCUGAGCUGGGCAGUGGCAGCAGCACUGGGUCCUCGGGCCCCGCUGCAACCACCUGCCGGGGCCGGAGGCGCCACUGCUGCAGUAGCGCCGAGGCCGAGACCCAGACCAGUUACACCAGCGUCAAGCAGGUGUCUUCUGCGGAGGUACGCAUUGGGCCCAUGAGACUGACACAGGACCCUAUCCAGGUUUUGCUAGUCUUUGCAAAGGAAGACAGCCAGAGUGACGGCUUCUGGUGGGCCUGUGACAGAGCUGGCUAUAGGUGCAACAUUGCUCGCACUCCAGAGUCGGCCCUUGAAUGCUUUCUGGACAAGCAUCAUGAAAUUAUUGUGAUUGACCACAGGCAGCCCCGGAACUUUGAUGCAGAAGCGAUGUGCAGGUCAAUCCGGGCCACGAACCCCUCAGAACACACAGUAAUCCUGGCUGUGGUUUCACAAGUAUCUGAUGACCACGAAGAGGCCUCGGUUCUUCCUCUUCUCCAUGCGGGCUUCAACCGGAGAUUUAUGGAGAACAGCAGCAUAAUUGCUUGCUAUAAUGAACUGAUUCAAAUAGAGCACGGGGAAGUUCGCUCACAGUUCAAAUUACGGGCCUGUAAUUCAGUGUUUACAGCGUUAGACCACUGUCACGAAGCCAUAGAAAUAACGAGUGAUGAGCAUGUGAUUCAGUAUGUCAACCCUGCCUUUGAGAGGAUGAUGGGCUACCACAAAGGGGAGCUCCUGGGGAAAGAACUCGCUGACCUACCUAAGAGUGACAAGAACCGGGCAGACCUCCUGGACACCAUCAAUACGUACAUCAAGAAGGGAAAGGAGUGGCAGGGGGUUUACUAUGCCAGACGGAAAUCCGGGGACAGCAUUCAACAGCACGUGAAGAUCACCCCAGUGAUUGGCCAAGGAGGGAAAAUUAGGCACUUUGUCUCCCUCAAGAAGCUGUGCUGUACCACUGACAGUAACAAGCAGAUCCACAGGAUUCACCAUGAUUCCGGGGACAACUCUCAGAUAGAGCCACAUUCGUUCAGACACAAGAGCAGGAGGAAAGAGUCCAUUGACGUGAAAUCAAUAUCCUCCAGAGGCAGUGAUGCGCCAAGCCUACAGAAUCGCCGGUACCCCUCCAUGGCAAGGAUCCACUCCAUGACCAUCGAGGCCCCCAUCACAAAGGUUAUAAAUAUAAUCAAUGCAGCCCAAGAAAACAGCCCAGUUACUGUAGCAGAAGCCUUGGACAGAGUUCUAGAAAUUUUACGGACCACAGAACUGUACUCCCCUCAGCUAGGAACCAAAGAUGAAGACCCUCACACCAGUGAUCUUGUCGGAGGCCUGAUGACUGACGGCUUGAGAAGACUGUCAGGGAAUGAGUAUGUGUUUACAAAGAAUGUUCACCAGAGUCACAGUCACCUCGCCAUGCCCAUAACGAUCAACGAUGUCCCCCCUAGUAUUGCCCAGCUACUGGAUAAUGAGGAAAGCUGGGACUUCAACAUCUUUGAAUUGGAAGCAGUUACGCAUAAAAGGCCACUGGUGUACCUGGGCUUAAAGGUCUUCUCUCGGUUUGGAGUAUGUGAAUUUUUAAACUGUACUGAGACCACUCUUCGGGCCUGGCUACAAGUGAUUGAGGCCAACUACCACUCCUCCAACGCCUACCACAACUCCACCCACGCCGCCGACGUCCUGCACGCCACGGCCUUCUUCCUGGGGAAGGAGAGAGUGAAGGGAAGCCUCGAUCACCUGGAUGAGGUGGCCGCUCUGAUUGCUGCCACGGUCCACGACGUGGACCACCCCGGAAGAACCAACUCCUUCCUGUGCAACGCAGGCAGUGAGCUCGCUGUGCUCUACAAUGACACCGCAGUCCUGGAGAGUCACCACACAGCCCUGGCUUUCCAGCUCACCGUCAAGGACACUAAGUGCAACAUUUUCAAGAAUAUCGACAGGAAUCAUUAUCGGACGCUGCGCCAGGCCAUUAUCGACAUGGUUUUGGCCACGGAGAUGACAAAACACUUUGAGCACGUGAAUAAGUUUGUGAAUAGCAUCAACAAGCCACUGGCGGCCGAGAAUGAGGGCGGCGACUGUGAAUGCAACCAUACAGGAAAGAACUUUCCUGAAAACCAAAUCCUGAUCAAGCGCAUGAUGAUUAAGUGUGCUGAUGUGGCCAACCCCUGCCGCCCCCUGGACCUGUGCAUUGAAUGGGCUGGGAGGAUCUCCGAGGAGUACUUUGCACAGACAGACGAGGAGAAGAGGCAGGGGCUGCCUGUGGUGAUGCCGGUGUUUGACCGCAGCACCUGCAGCAUCCCCAAGUCCCAGAUCUCCUUCAUCGACUACUUCAUAACAGACAUGUUUGAUGCUUGGGAUGCCUUCGCGCAUCUGCCAGCCCUGAUGCAGCACUUGGCCGAUAACUACAAACACUGGAAAACACUGGAUGACCUCAAGUGCAAAAGUCUGAGACUUCCAUCUGACAGCUAAAGCUAAGCCAGGGGAG